CUUUGGGUCGGGACGCGACUCUGCGUUGAACUGUUCACCCCCGGUAAUUAGUCGCUUUCCCGCCUCCUCCGCCGCGACGACCCCCAACGAUCACGACCCCAACUGACUUAACGAACCGCCCUUCUCAUUCUUGUUCCUCAUACACUUCCGCCUCCAUUCGAAUACUAGGCCCACGCACCGCCAUAUACAUUUGCUCGCUCUUCGCUUCGAAUAAUUUCUCUACUGUCUCUGUUCACGUUUUUGCACCGUUUUCGUAAUUUACCAUCUUCGAGUUUUCUACAUAUGCUCCAUUUCGGACAACUUGCGCGUCGUUUCUGAUCAGUCAACUCACUUCGCUUGCUAGCCCAAACACUCUCUCACCAUGGUCCGCUCCGAUGCCGAAGACCCGUUGGUUCCUACGACACCCGUACGAUCCUCCCUCGAUAUGACGACCCCAAGACCGCCUACGCCUCCAAAAGAAUCUCCACGAGCGAAGAACAUAGUCGACCAGAGCCUUGUAACCAGUAGUGGCAACCAGAUGCUGCACUUGGUUUCGUCUCCUGUGUCUUCGCGCGACCCUUCGCCGCCCUCCGAUUCCGCCGAUUCCGUUUCCGAGAAACCUCCCAAAAAACGCGUUGGCUGGUCCGGGUGGACGACUUACCACAAACCAGACACACCGUUAACGCCGUCCACUUCGCGAGUGCGUCCGUCGGCCUCGACUAAUCUAAAAUCCCUGAAAUCGAUCUUGAAGCAGACCUCAAGCCCGUUUCGGGGCGCUACUUCGCCUCCCCUUGAUCAGCCAUUCGUGGCCCACAGUUAUGCCUCGUUCUCGCACAUGCUGGAGUCGGUGAUCGAGGCGCUGGCAUCCACUGAGCGGAGCAAAAAACUGGACACCUACAUUGCGUUUUGCAACACCCUCCGGGCCUAUGAUGAUAUUCCUGAUUGGAGUGUAAUGGAGAGGAGGUUGUCUAUGAUAUGCGGCGCUAUGAGGCGGGAUCUGGCAGCAAAGAUGGAAGACGGCGGAAACCUGGACAGCCAACUGACACAGCAGGCGACGAAGUUAUUGACCAUCCUUUGCUGGUACGAACGCUUGGCCAAUGCUAUGGACGAUUCCAGCGCUUCAUUUUUCGUCCUGCAUGCGAUACAGAAAAUCGAAGAUCCCCAGACAUCUAAGGCCUCCGUCACCCUAUAUCUCCACUUUUUGGCGCAGCAGAGAUUCCCUACGAAGACGAUGACGGUAGAAAGGUGCAACCGCCUUGUAACGGCUCUGGAAACACUGGAUGAGCGGAUCACGGGGAAAUCUAUUACCAAGGAGCGAAUCGACAUCUAUUACAAACUCUUGUCACAGUCACGGACGGUCAUGGUUGCGAGAGCACCUGACUGGAUGCGCAAUGCCUUCGGAGGACUCUUGAACCACAUCAAGGAAGUCCGAACACGAUCACUAAUAUUCUUGCGCGAGGCUGCUCUGGUGAUGGGGAAAGAUAAGGCUGUUGCUCGUACUAUAAGCAGCAUAUUCAACCAGGAUAAUGACGGGAAGCGGAUGUUCGAGUCUAUACGGAGCCGGCUCGAUCAUUUCGUCAAGAAGGAGCAUGAGGGGCAAUACGUCUCGCAGCUGUGGGCGGUGCUCCUCCUACUGACCCAGUCUGUUGGGGACAAGUGGGACUUUUUCACGCCGUGGUUGCGAAUCAUCGAAACAUGUUUCAACGUCUCGGAGCCGGAGGUCAAGGUGGAGGCACAGCUGGCUUGGUCGAAACUCAUAUAUGUCUCCAACAUCGGACCGAACACCCAGCGGAAACUGUUGGAGCUCAUGUGUAAACCCGUGGAGCAGUACCUGGACCCAAGAAAUGCAAGCCUUAACACUCGGAAGCCCCGGAAGGCAGCGCUAUCGAAUGUGUGUGUCUACCUAUACUAUGGAUUCCGACCUAGUGCGUCGGCAAAGCAACUCUCGGAAAUCUGGGAGGUGGUAGUAGUUGGGUUGAUUCAGAACCUGGUCCUGGCGGGCAGUGAGGCAAUGGAUGGAUGCAACAUACUGUGCUCCCUCUUCGAUGGCACCACUCCGAAGCGGUGGAGCGAGGAUCGCCUCUUGAUUGGCCACCCUUUCAUGAAGACCGAAGAGGUACCUCGAUUGGAUCCGAAAUGGGUACGGUCAAAUUGUGAAAAGGUCCUCACGAUAGUCGAGGUCGCCCUCCGUCGGACAACAUGGGAGGACACAGAUGCUCCGGGAGCUCGACUAGUGUGGAAAAGAUUUACUCGCAUACUUGCAGAUGCAGGCAAUAAGGAGAUCAAGAUUGUACCAGAACUCAUGGAGGCUGUGUCGUGUCUUUUCAACAUGUUCCAGCGCAUGUGGGGCGAAGCACCAGAAAAUCUGGAGCCUGUUUCCGGUUUCUCUUUCAUUGAGCGGUUCACCUUCCUGGUUGAAACGGCUCUAGAUUCGUUAGGAACACUGUGUUUCACAGAGAAGCAGUUGGCUCUUGAUGAGAAGUCGAGGUUUAUUCCUGCAUCCACGCCCAUUCAUAAAUACCAGUCCGAUAGUAACAACGGACAUCGGCUUCCUCCACUACUGCACAUCGUGCGACUUCUGGUUGAACCUCCACCUGGAAUUCCAGUCGACGAGCAAUACUUCAACUGCGCCAGGCGUAUUCUUUCAAAAUGCUGCGUGUCUCAGGAUUCUAGACGGAAGAAACUCCAUCUAUUGGCAUCCUGCGAGACGCUUCUGCCCCGAAGAGAAAUCAAUGCUGUGCAUCUGGGUCUUUGGGAUAUUUUGGCCGAACUGACCCGUGGGGCUUUGCCGGCGCCAGCAAUAACCAAGGCGCUCCUCAGCCCAUCACCAUUGGGUGGGGAGUUCAAAGACGCGGUUACGGUGCUUGCCUGGGGAUCUCAGCAGUAUGUAUCGGAAUGGGAAAAUCUGUUUAAGGAGCUCGUUGAGGUUGUCCAGGGCGAGCUUGGCAAUGCAUACGUCGCGGCCAACAUCAUCGCACCAUUAGCAGAAUCGCUUCGCACGCUGAAACUGAAAUCCCGCUUCGGAUUGAACGUGGAGCGGACGGUUAUUCUCCUGCGGAAUGCCAGCAUUGCGAAGAAGAAGCCCACUAUCGAGAGUAUGUUUAAGGGUCACCGUGGGCUUGGUGAUCAAAAAUCGGCAAACACUGAUUCACUGGAGAGCCUCUAUGCGUUGGCCAACAGUUCACUUCUACAAACCUACGAAUCCUCUGACAAGGAAUUUACAGCCCUGGGAGUUGAUCUUUGCAAGGCUGUUCUUGAAUUCAUUACGCGGUCACCAUCUGGAUCAAUGGCACCGUUGAAGCAGAUGCAAGAGGGCCUUGGGCUAUGGGCCAAAGAUCCUUCUAACCAGAAUGCUCGAAUGAAUGGAUUCAGCGCUAUGGCUGCUACAAAGUUAUGGGAAAACGUCCUCCAAGCCGUCGAGUCUCUACCACGACAUGACAGCGAAAUUCUGUCCGAUCUGAAUGUUCUAUUGUCAAGCGGCCUUGAAAGCCGGCGGAAAUCGACUGUCAAUAUUACCAUUAAGACGUGGAACAACACUUUCGGAAAGCAGGAGUCGCUUAGUUAUCCUAGCAGAGUGCGGAUGGCAUUGGCGAGGCUGAGGACUAUCACUGAUCUAUCGCUCCCCGGCUUUCCCGAGGACGAUUCGGGUGUAUUCACGCCUCCCGAGUUCACCGAAUCACAAGACGCAGGAAAUACUCAAUCGGUUGCCGAUAUACAAUGGUCCAGCCCAACACCAGCUCGACAGUUAUUUCCUAACUCAAGGGCACGCACGUCAACUCCUACGAGUGUAAUUAGGGAGACACCAGCUCGCGGAAGACCGAGAAGUAACCAGCCUACGCCCACUCCCACGAAGAGAAUGCCAAAGCCAAAACACAUGGAUUCGCAGCUCGAUUUUGUAGCCAUCGAAGGCACGCCGUCACUCGAAGCUCAAGACUCGCAACUCAUCACCGAACACCAGAAAGAGGUCCGAGAGGAGCAGGCUCAGGCGGCAGUGAUGUUCCCUGAGUUGAUAAGAGCCACACCCGCCGCUAGUAAGAGGGAGACCAUGAAAGUGGGCGACGAGUCGCCGACUUCAAAGAGGCGGAACCAAACGCCUAUUGGCUCGCAGAGUCACGGAUACUCAGACAAAAUACCUGAGACUACGAUUAAAGAGUCGACCAUGGCACCUGAUUUCAUGGUUUCAUUCAUUUCGGAGUCUCACAUUGGCUCUCGAUCUCCAUCAGUCUCUGGCUCUGUUCGGCGUAAGGGCAAUAACGAAGCAACCAUACCUCGUGAGAUGUCCUCCGAGUUGACUGAUCUUGACAUGGGUGGUGAUACCCCCAUGGCGGAUUAUUCUGAGACUAGUAUGGAAAAGCCAGCGCCUGGGCCUCCUGCUGGUAUACCGCCUGAUGGAACUUCCGACGAUGAACCUUUCGUGGAUGCCCCCGAUCACUUCCCGCAGCCCGAAGUUGAGGAGCCCGAAAGGCCUUCUCCUGUCCGCAAAAAGGCGCGAGUCGCUGGACGCGUCAAGGAUACCUCAGAGGUGGUCACUCUUGUGGUACCGCCAAUGAGAAACAGCGAGGACAUUCGCGCUAGUAUGUCUACCUCCAUGUCCGACGCAUCUACGUCAGUGGCGUGUGAAGCAGACACGCCUGCAACGCCGGGCACUCCUCGAUCGCGAAGCAACAAGAAGCGCGCGAAGAAGAGAAAGCGAGGCUCUUCCCUACCACAGGAGCCCAAGCCCUCACUGCCAGUACUCGACACUGUUGAAGUCGUAGUAGAAGCUAAGCACUCUCUUAUGGCGAGUCAUCCUCCGCCGUUGGCACCCGUGUCGCCAGAAACAGAGCGGUCCUCGAAGAGAGUAAAAUCUGCGGAUACAAAUGACACGCCGGUUAAGACGAGGGUUUCGGCAAGGAAAAACAAGGGACGGAAACCGCCGCGAGGACUUGUGAGCGCACUCGAUUCCAGCAGGAAAGAUCUCGAUGAAAGGAGUGAGGAUCCAGCGCCAUCGCCGACACCGAUGCGUACACGCAACGCGUCAAAACGAGUGCGAUCCCCCAAAAAGGCCGCUGUAGAAGAGAAGGAUGUCUCGUUUAUUGGCGAAACCCAGUUCGAUAGUUUUGUAUCUUCAGUCGCCGAUUCCCAGCCUCCACCUGCUGCUGCUGCUGCUGCAAAGUUUGGCUCUACACCAACAAAGAGUCGCAAGGCGAAGGGAUUGUUCGCGAACGAUGAGUACACGGACGAGCUCCAGGUUAGAAGCCCAAGACAUAGUUUGUCGGAGGCCAGUAACUCGGAGAUUGUCACCCCGCGUUCAGCGCGACGGAGCAAGCGACGCUCGACAUUGGCGUCAGCCAUGAUGAAGAGUGCUGCGACGCCUGAGGCGGACAAAGAGACGGUGGAGGAGUCGGAGCCUGCUAUUCAGCAAGUGGAGGAGUCGAAACCUACUAUCCAGCAAGUGGAGGAAGACAAGGAACAGCCCGUUGCCGCCAGCCCGCCCGCGAUGACCGCAAUGGAAGCCAUCAGGAAGGCUCUGGCAAUGGUAGACGGCGCGGAUUUGACGGUGGCUGAGAUUUCAACCGUUGAGGACGAGGUAUUUGAGGCGUUCAGUCGGUUGAGGGAGAAGAAGAAGACGGCGAGGCAGUGAUGAUAUGGCUGUCAUGUAAGAUAGCCUUUUUUUUGGAGGGGCUGUGGAACAUUUUGAUACCUUGCUUGUGUGGGGCUUCUACCUACUUACUUUACAUGGUUCCCUUAGUACUUUGUUUUUGUUGUUUUAGCAUAGGGUGGGCUUUUCUUUCUCUACGAUACGGUCGAUUCUUCCAUGUUGUUUUUCUCGGUCGUGCAGUCUAUAGGUAUCGGGGACACGAAUUACAGCAAAGAAUUGAAUAGGUGA
Tricharina praecox is the source of this 5848-nucleotide messenger RNA. RefSeq names its product Rap1-interacting factor 1 N terminal-domain-containing protein. The record is from RefSeq and is a predicted model, not a curated record. Gene Ontology annotation, biological process: telomere maintenance. The transcript has 5 exons. Gene Ontology annotation, cellular component: nucleus. Bases 362 to 5602 code for a protein of 1746 amino acids. NCBI's taxonomy places the organism in Eukaryota, Fungi, Ascomycota, Pezizomycetes, Pezizales, Pyronemataceae.